Messenger RNA from Elgaria multicarinata webbii, 1000 nucleotides. It is a transcript of the gene CIMIP2B, whose product is annotated as ciliary microtubule inner protein 2B. The record is from RefSeq and is a predicted model, not a curated record. The transcript has 6 exons. Lineage: Eukaryota; Metazoa; Chordata; Lepidosauria; Squamata; Anguidae. Bases 1 to 924 code for a protein of 307 amino acids.
AUGGCCGCAGCCUUCGCCCCCCAGGCCAGCCCGGCCCUCCUGACCGCCGACCCGCACUACAUCCCGGGCUACAGCGGCUACUGCCCCCGCUACAAGUUCACACUGGGCCAGACGUACGGGAAACUCACCUCAGAGCUGCUCGCUAGCCCCGAGGCAGCUCACCCUGGCCGGCGCCUGUUGCAGUCCACCCGCUCCCCCGGCAGCCGUGAUGAGAGCCCAGAGCAGGAAGAGGGAGCGCCCCAGGGAGAAAAGGCCCCCCUGCUUGGCCACAGCAGGAUCCCCGGAUACACAGGAUUCAUCCCCCGGGCCCAAAACCACUUUGCCAAGACCUACACCGAGAUCUGCAAGGAGGCCCGGAGUGAGUUUGCCCGGCAGCUGGCAAGGGGCGCUGCCAGGAGGCAGGCGUGGCAAGUGGCCGGAGGAGAGCCUCCACGGGACACCAAGCCCGUGCCUAAACUCUUCACCGCCAACUACAAGGCCCCACUUUUAGCCGUGUCCAAAGCUGCGGCCCCCUACGUGUCUCGCUGUGCCUUCAAGCCCCACGGCUCGCCCUACUCGCUGGAGAGCAGCAGCCCCCAGAAGUCCUUCAUUCCAGGAUUCACUGGAUUUGUGCCUCGUGCCCGGUAUCUGAUCGGGGCGAGCUACCCAGUCACCACGCACCGGGCUCUGGUGGAGUUUGAUCGAAUGCUUCGGAGGCAGGCGCGGGGGCCUUUGGGGAGCGAUGCUGAGGCCCAGGAGGAGGGCGACGCCCUCCCACCGCUAGCAAAGACCUACCCCACGGACAUGGGCCUCCUGCCCCACUACAAGGGCUACGUGCCAGGCUACAAGUUCCAAUUUGGCCACACCUAUGGCCACCUUACCCGUAACGCUCUGGGCCAGAGCACACUGGAGAAGCAGAUGCUGGACGUGCCGCCGCUGCUGUGAGCCGUGUUGUGGGGGGGGAGGGGGGAGGAGACACCCCCAACUCCCGCUCUUCUCCAAAACAAGGCCCUCGAGAAGG